Molecule: messenger RNA, 1306 nt
Organism: Pogoniulus pusillus (Red-fronted tinkerbird)
Lineage: Eukaryota; Metazoa; Chordata; Aves; Piciformes; Lybiidae
Gene: TEAD3
Product: TEA domain transcription factor 3
Biological process (GO): positive regulation of transcription by RNA polymerase II; embryonic organ development; hippo signaling
Cellular component (GO): transcription regulator complex
Molecular function (GO): RNA polymerase II cis-regulatory region sequence-specific DNA binding; DNA-binding transcription factor activity, RNA polymerase II-specific
Source: RefSeq, a predicted model, not a curated record
AGCAGCCAGCACCAUAGCGUCCAACAGCUGGAACGCCAGCGGCAGCCCCGGGGAGGGGCGGGAAGAUGGCCAGGACGGCAUGGACAAGAGUCUGGACAAUGAUGCCGAGGGCGUGUGGAGUCCGGACAUUGAGCAGAGUUUCCAGGAGGCACUGGCGAUCUACCCGCCCUGCGGCCGGCGGAAGAUCAUCCUGUCGGAUGAGGGCAAGAUGUACGGUCGGAACGAACUGAUCGCCCGGUACAUCAAGCUGCGGACAGGGAAGACACGGACGAGGAAGCAGGUCUCUAGCCACUUGCAGGUUCUUGCCCGGCGGAAAUCUCGUGAGAUUCAGUCCAAGCUGAAGGACCAGGUCUCAAAGGAUAAGGCUCUGCAGAGCAUGGCUUCCAUGUCGUCCGCACAGAUCGUGUCGGCCAGCGUCCUGCAGAACAAGCUCAGCCCCCCCCCUCCUCUUCCUCAGGCCGUCUUCUCUGCUGCCCCAGGGUUUUGGAGUGGGCCUAUCCCAGGACAGCCUGGACCCUCUCAGGGUAACAUUAAACCGUUUGCACAACCAGCUUACCCCAUCCAGCCACCCAUGCCUUCAUCACUAGCCAGUUACGAGCCCCUGGCUCCCUUGCCGCCAGCUGCCUCGGCCGUGCCUGUCUGGCAGGACCGCACCAUCGCCUCCGCCAAGCUGCGGCUCCUUGAGUACUCAGCCUUCAUGGAGGUGCCACGGGAUGCUGAAACGUACAGCAAACACCUCUUUGUGCACAUUGGCCAGACGAACCCCUCAUACAGCGACCCACUGCUGGAGGCUGUGGACAUCCGCCAGAUCUAUGACAAGUUCCCCGAGAAGAAAGGUGGCCUCAAGGAGCUCUAUGAGCGUGGCCCCCAGAACUCCUUCUUUCUCGUCAAAUUUUGGGCGGAUCUGAACAGCACGAUCCAGGAUGGGCCGGGGACUUUCUAUGGUGUCAGCAGCCAGUACAGCAGUGCAGAGAACAUGACCAUCACAGUCUCCACCAAGGUGUGCUCCUUUGGGAAGCAGGUUGUGGAGAAAGUGGAGACAGAGUAUGCGCGGCUGGAGAAUGGCCGCUUUGUCUACCGCAUCCACCGCUCCCCCAUGUGUGAGUACAUGAUCAACUUCAUCCACAAGCUCAAGCACCUCCCGGAGAAGUACAUGAUGAACAGCGUCCUGGAGAAUUUCACCAUCCUGCAGGUUGUGACAAACAGAGACACCCAGGAGACCUAGCUCUGCAUUGCCUCCGUUUACGAGGUGUCCACAGCGAGCACGGUGCCUCAGCACCAUGUCUACAAGUUGGUCAAGGACUAG